Arabidopsis thaliana (thale cress) is the source of this 661-nucleotide messenger RNA. It is a transcript of the gene ESE1, whose product is annotated as Integrase-type DNA-binding superfamily protein. Gene Ontology annotation, molecular function: DNA-binding transcription factor activity; DNA binding. Bases 28 to 447 code for a protein of 139 amino acids. Gene Ontology annotation, biological process: ethylene-activated signaling pathway; regulation of DNA-templated transcription. NCBI's taxonomy places the organism in Eukaryota, Viridiplantae, Streptophyta, Magnoliopsida, Brassicales, Brassicaceae. The record is from RefSeq and is marked reviewed. Gene Ontology annotation, cellular component: nucleus. The transcript has a single exon.
GCAAAAACAAAAACCUUAAAAGCUUUCAUGGAACGUAUAGAGUCUUAUAACACGAAUGAGAUGAAAUACAGAGGCGUACGAAAGCGUCCAUGGGGAAAAUAUGCGGCGGAGAUUCGCGACUCAGCUAGACACGGUGCUCGUGUUUGGCUUGGGACGUUUAACACAGCGGAAGACGCGGCUCGGGCUUAUGAUAGAGCAGCUUUCGGCAUGAGAGGCCAAAGGGCCAUUCUCAAUUUUCCUCACGAGUAUCAAAUGAUGAAGGACGGUCCAAAUGGCAGCCACGAGAAUGCAGUGGCUUCCUCGUCGUCGGGAUAUAGAGGAGGAGGUGGUGGUGAUGAUGGGAGGGAAGUUAUUGAGUUCGAGUAUUUGGAUGAUAGUUUAUUGGAGGAGCUUUUAGAUUAUGGUGAGAGAUCUAACCAAGACAAUUGUAACGACGCAAACCGCUAGAUCAUCACUACUUACUUACAGUGUAAUGUUUUUGGAGUAAAGAGUAAUAAUCAAUAUAAUAUACUUUAGUUUAGGAAGUUAUUCUGUUAUGAGUCAAUUUUCCCGGGAAAAUUUAAAUUACUAGUUGUCACAACUCACAAGUGUGUUGAUUGGCUUCAGGGUAUAAAUUAAAUAGACUUGGCCCAAGUUACUGCCUUACUGGCUAGAAUCUGAA